AUGUGGGGUGAUGCCUGUGAUCAAGAUUGUCCUACUACCUGUAAAACCAAUACCUGUUUACCCAAUAAUGGAUCGUGUACAGAAUGUAAACCAGGAAGGCAUGGAGAUGUCUGUGACAAAUAUUGUCCUGUCACCUGUAAUGGAACCUGUGAUAAAGUCUCCAGCUAUUGUAGAGAUUGCGUCUUUGGACAAUGGGGUGACAAAUGUGAUCAGGAAUGUGCUUUGAAAUGUAAAGACUGCAUUCAAACUAAUGGAUCAUGUAUAGACUGCAAUCCUGGAAGGUACGGACAAACAUGUGACCUGUAUUGCCCUACUAACUGCGCAAACGACGUCUGUGAUAGAGAAACUGGUUCAUGUUUCGAUUGUAAACCCGGAAAACAUGGAGAGACGUGUGACCAGGAUUGUUCUGUACUUUGUGAAGGCCUUUUUUGCGAGAAAGACACAGGAUUUUGUUCUGAAUGUAAAGACGGAAUGCAUGGAUACCGAUGUGACAAGCCAUGUCCUGCUGGUUGUAGCUCCAACAGAUGCAGGCGAUAUGACGGGACUUGUGGAGAAACAAACACCGCUACAGAUACGGACAACAGGACAACUGUAGCUGUUCUAGCAACUAUUACUUGUAUAUUUCUGGUAGCAGCUAUUGUCUUAUUUGUCUGCAUGCUGCGAUUCAGAACAAAAGCCAAGAGAGGGCAAGGAAAAGAAGAAGAACAUUACACAAACAUUGAUAAAGCAAAGAGAAAUGUUCCGAAUACCUACGAGAUGACGCAGCAGAGAGAUGACAAAAACUGA
Messenger RNA from Ylistrum balloti, 786 nucleotides. RefSeq names its product scavenger receptor class F member 1-like. The transcript has 9 exons. Gene Ontology annotation, molecular function: scavenger receptor activity. The record is from RefSeq and is a predicted model, not a curated record. NCBI's taxonomy places the organism in Eukaryota, Metazoa, Mollusca, Bivalvia, Pectinida, Pectinidae. Bases 1 to 786 code for a protein of 261 amino acids.